AUGCUCUUUGGGUUUGGCCAAUCCGCCGAGGUGCAGAUUAAACUGGCUAAUGAGGAGAAUCGUAAGACUGUGAAAGCCCGCGGUGAAGACGGCAACAUGCACGAUCAUUAUUUGUAUUACGACGGUGAAUCCAUAAUGGGAACUGUACAUGUCAAUUUGAAAAAGGCUAAUCAAAAAUUCGAGCACCAAGGCAUUCGAAUCGAAUUUAUCGGCCAAAUUGAGGUGUAUUAUGAUCGUGGUAACCAACAGGACUUCAUUUCAUUGACGCGAGAAUUGGCAAGACCUGGAGAAUUGACGCAGAAUACUCAAUUCCCUUUCGAAUUUCAUAAUGUUGAAAAGCCUUAUGAGUCAUAUAUGGGAUCCAACGUCAAAUUGAGGUACUUCCUACGUGUUACCGUUGUUCGUCGUAUCACCGACAUCACCAGAGAGCUCGACCUCGCAGUUCACGCUCUGAGCAGUUAUCCUGACAACGAUUCCAGUAUCAAAAUGGAGGUUGGAAUUGAGGAUUGCCUGCAUAUUGAAUUUGAAUAUAACAAGAAUAAAUAUCAUUUGCAAGACGUGAUAGUCGGAAAGAUAUACUUUUUGCUGGUUCGCAUCAAAAUCAAAUAUAUGGAAAUUGCGAUUCUGAAAACGGAAAUCGUCGGCUCGGGUCCAAACACAUUCAAAGAAAGCGAGAAUGUCGCGAAAUUCGAGAUUAUGGACGGCGCGCCGGUCCGGGGAGAAUCGAUACCGAUUCGACUGUUUUUGGCCGGCUAUGACCUGACGCCGACGAUGAGGGACGUCGGCAAAAAGUUCUCGGUGAAGUACUCAUUGAAUCUCGUGCUAGUUGAUGAGGAGGAUAGGCGUUAUUUCAAGCAGCAGGAGGUAACACUCUGGCGAAAAGCCGAUAUCGCUGUGCGAGGUGGCAUCGCUGAAGCGGUCAUCCAGUCGGAAGAUGCGCAAUUUUCCGGAACCCAGAAGUUCACCAAAAAUGAGCCUGAACUUCACCAUCCGGAAUCACCAGAAAUGAAAAGCGGGCGCUCAACGCCGGGAAACAACUCGGAUAGCUCAUCAUAA
Caenorhabditis bovis is the source of this 1056-nucleotide messenger RNA. Lineage: Eukaryota; Metazoa; Nematoda; Chromadorea; Rhabditida; Rhabditidae. The record is from the annotation of a GenBank genome assembly.